Rhodamnia argentea is the source of this 1531-nucleotide messenger RNA. RefSeq names its product NAC domain-containing protein 101-like. The transcript has 6 exons. Bases 155 to 1264 code for a protein of 369 amino acids. NCBI's taxonomy places the organism in Eukaryota, Viridiplantae, Streptophyta, Magnoliopsida, Myrtales, Myrtaceae. Gene Ontology annotation, biological process: regulation of DNA-templated transcription. The record is from RefSeq and is a predicted model, not a curated record. Gene Ontology annotation, molecular function: DNA binding.
UAAAUACCCAUUCAACCCGCUCAUUUUCCUCUGUUGAGUAGUGGCUAAGGAACUUGAGUCCUGACUGGUUCGUUCUUCUUCUUCGUCGUCAUCAUCUCCUCCAGGAAGAAGUCCAUUCGCUGAGAAAUUUCACCUUUCUCCAAUAUUGCUCGAGAUGUGUCCUCCAGUUGUCGCCCCUUCUCUGGCCGAUAUGAAUGAAUGCCGCACGUAUGAGGAGCUCUUCGUGUUCAUGUUUUGCAUGGCUGAGGGAUACUUUGUUCCAGCAAAUGUGAUAACAGAUGUGAACCCUUUCAACUGUCUGCCUGAAACUUUGCUAGAAAACAUAUGGUAUUUCAUGAACUCAAUGGAGAACAAAGGGGUAGAAGGCGGAUUAUGGGAUCCUAGUGGAGAACCCCGUGAGGUAUUUGGGGAUGCUUCCAUCAAUGGUUGGCAAGAAACUUAUCAAUUCUAUGAAGGACAAGGCUCGGAUGUUAAGAAAACUGAUUGGUUGAUGCUGGAGUACUAUAUGACUCCGAAGGCGUCAAGUGAAGCUGCUUCGGCAAAGUUUGGGUUGAAUUUUGUGCAGGAUGCUAAGUCGCUUUGCAAAGUCUUCCGCGGUAGCAGCUCGCCACUAUCUGGCAGUGAGAUGCUGCAAAAUCAGAUGCAGGUUGACACCACUUCCCUCGAUAUUAUGCGACGCACAUCCAGUUUUAUCCUUCCUAGUCAUCCUGUUGAAAAUCUGCCUGAGUUGGAUGAGUUUGAUCCGCGUGACUACAUAGAAUUGCUGGACCUUGGCAUCCCACAAUCGCCUUCUUCCAGUUCAGAUAAUUCAAGCUGCAUGACCAUGUUGUCAGAUGAAUGCUUUGAUUUUCUGGACGCAUUGGUGGAUUUAGAAGCUGAAAGUGGAGAUCAUGAAGAGCGUAAGGAUGCUGGUUGCGACCUUGUUGCCCAAGCAGCAAUUUCAGGAUUGCCGCUUGAAGAGAGACCUUCAGAGAAUACCAGAGAUGGCAAAGCCGUCAACAAGGACAGCAGUCCACCAUUGACUCUGGAUUCUCGGAGCAGCGAACUGUCCAACAUUAGCCUGGCACCGUCUGCUGAUGGAAGAAACAAGACAGAUGGAAGGUUGAAGAAGCUUAAGAGGAAGUACCUCCCGGCAUCGAGUUCCCAGAGCAGCGAUGGGUCAAACAGCAGCCGAGCGCCUUCUCCUGGUCCUGGUGGAAGAGCGAAGACCAAUGGAACAUUGAAGAAGCUCCAGAAGAAGUGCCUGUGCUUCAUGCCAUUCUAGUUCAUCCCUUGCAGUAGUCACAGUCAAAGCAGAUAGGAAUGCAGUCAAAAGGCCAAAAGUUUUGAUGAAUUAGGCCGGCAAUCCUGCCGCCGGUGCUGAUCUUGGUCUCUUGAUACAUUCUAUCUGUUGUAGGGGUGGAUUCUUGUACAUAUUUAUGGUAUUAGCAGAAUAAUCGCAGGUACAUUGAGUUGGCAUCUACCACCUGAGACCCAUUUCGGACAUAUAUAUUUAUUCAAUGGCGGAGACAGAUCUGUUUUUUCAAAGCUU